AUGGCGUCUCUGCUGAAUGAAAUAUUGUUUGAAACUGCUGGACAAGGUCCACCUCCAUCCAAAGACUUCUACCAGCUGGUUAUCACACGAAAGGAGGUUAUAUGGAGAUGCUGGAAGAUUUCAAUCCGGACUGAAUCCAGAGGAGCUCCACCUGGAGAAACCAAACAGGUCCACGAUGACUUUUUGAACGAUUCAAGGAUGCAGGAGCUGCUAGCUGUGGUGUUUGGCAACAGGAUUCUGGAGUACACUCUGACUCUGUGUCGAGGGCAUUUUGACUACCUGGAACGUUUACCUGACAAGCUGCUCCUUAAAAUUCUUUCCUACCUAUCCUUACAGGACAUUGGGCACCUCAGCCAAACCUCAAACAGGUUUAGAAAGCUGUGUAACUCGGAGGAGAUCUGGAAGAAGACUGUGCUUGGUCACUGUGAUGGGAUAACUGAACACAUGGAGAUGCUGGCGAAGGUUAUGGGUUGGAAGAAAAUCUUCUUCGGGUUUUACUAUGAGAAAAACCCUGACAGCACAGCUUCUCUUGCGAAGGAAGAAGAUAACACCAAUACGGCAUCUCAAUGAGUUAUUAAAAUCAGCAACUAUUAAAAAAGACAGGAUCAAAACAUGUCUUUCUUUGGUCUAAUUCAGUCCAUUCUGUUGUACUGCGGCAGUGUUAACUAUUAAAGUAUUACUUUUCCAGUUUCUUAUGUCAUUUCAUGUUUAAAGUGUGAUUCGUGAAGUUCCAUUACGUUCACUUUUGUUGUUGUUGAGAAUGUGAUCGAUUCACACUGCACGCCUGCCCUCUAGUGUUGACUGUUUGACUCUUCUAAUGACCUGCAAAGUGUAAAGUGACCAAAAGAUGGCGCACGUUAAUAAAGUGAGCGAAUGUGCAAAAACAAAAA
Molecule: messenger RNA, 890 nt
Organism: Danio aesculapii
Lineage: Eukaryota; Metazoa; Chordata; Actinopteri; Cypriniformes; Danionidae
Gene: fbxo36a
Product: F-box protein 36a
Exons: 4
Coding region: 1-570 (189 amino acids)
Biological process (GO): SCF-dependent proteasomal ubiquitin-dependent protein catabolic process
Cellular component (GO): SCF ubiquitin ligase complex
Molecular function (GO): protein binding
Source: RefSeq, a predicted model, not a curated record